Rotaria socialis is the source of this 723-nucleotide messenger RNA. The record is from the annotation of a GenBank genome assembly. NCBI's taxonomy places the organism in Eukaryota, Metazoa, Rotifera, Eurotatoria, Philodinida, Philodinidae.
AUGACUACUUCUUUACCAUGUUUACUACUAUACUUUUACGUCAUCUUCAAUGUUAUCAAUCUCAUACAAACAAUUCCAAAGGGCUAUUUAAUAGGAGCAUCGUAUGAUCCUGCAUCAUCAUCGAACUCAUUAUUCAAAAUUGAUCCAUUAAGCGGAAAAUUUACAGUCCUCACACCUUUAACGAAUUACAGAGCAUACGAUGUUACUUAUGAUUUUAUUCACAAAAUUUUCUAUGUUCUUGGUAGUGAAACAACGUUAGAAAAAGAAGCAGCAAUGUCAGUGGCCAAAGUUAAUCCAUUCAAUGGCACAAAAAAUAUCGAACAAUUACGACAGAACCUGCCCUAUGGUCCCGAUUACCUUGUUGGUAUUGAUAUCACAAAGCGAAAAAUAAUCAGUGAAAUAACUGAUUCAAAUUUACCAGCUUAUUUAUGUUAUGAUAAUAAAAUGAAUGCUUUUUAUGGUAUGGAGAUUUUCCAGAACGAACGUGGCUGUCGUUUAGUACGUUUAAAUCCAUAUAAUGGUACGAUGGAUAUUUUAUCCAAAGAUUUGAAAGAUUAUGAACCAUCUGCUGGUACUUGUCAUGAAGGAUAUUAUUUUACAAUGAUUGUCAAGAGUCUAGACAAACAAAACAUUAUCACAUUUGAUUUAAGCAAUAGUUCAACAAUAAUUGCAAAUAAGCCAGCACAAGAAUAUUUAGAUUCAUUUGCAUUUGUUCCACUCUAG